Messenger RNA from Eurypyga helias (sunbittern), 3585 nucleotides. It is a transcript of the gene TMPRSS9, whose product is annotated as transmembrane protease, serine 9. Gene Ontology annotation, biological process: proteolysis. The transcript is spliced from 19 exons. Gene Ontology annotation, molecular function: serine-type endopeptidase activity; protein binding. The record is from RefSeq and is a predicted model, not a curated record. Lineage: Eukaryota; Metazoa; Chordata; Aves; Eurypygiformes; Eurypygidae.
AUGGACCAGAUAAUGCCAGUGCUGGGCACCCAGAGAAGGGGACUGAGGGUCAGCUGCUGGAAGGUAACCGUUGCUGCUGCUGUGGUGGGCAGCGUGACAGCCCUCUACCUGGGGAUCCUGCUAGCCUGUCAUCCCGUGGGAGAGACCAGCUUUGAGCACACAGUGGAGCUGCAAGGAAUCACGUUCAAUAGCAGCUUACAGAUGGAGAACUCAGACUACUACAGGGUGCUGACGCCUGCUCUUGAGAGGCUGUUUCUGUCCAGUUUCCAAGAUUCCCAGCUGGACUGGAGCUGCACCGGUUGUACCAUCCUGGGCUACAGCAGGAGUGGAAACUCGAGCGUGAUCGUCCGUUUCCGCCUCCGCUUCACCCCCCAGGAUUCCCAGCCCCUGAGCUCUGUCAUGGAGGAGGAAGCUCUCAGGCAUGGGCUGCUGGCUGCCCUGCACGAGCAGGGUCUCUCCCUGGCUGCCUACGGGACUAUAUCCUCAGCUUCUCUUACAGGUCCCAGUGAGGUUUCUCCCCACAGACCUGGACUGAAAUCAGGGAGCUGCCCUGGAGACACGUUCACUUGCCACAACACUUAGUGUGUGUGCCAAGAAAAUCCUGAAUGCAAUGGCCAAAGAGACUGUGCCGAUGCCUCUGCUGAAAGGGGCUGUGACUGCGGGAGCCGCCCUGCCAUGCAGACUGCCAGCAGGAUAGUUGGGGGCUCAGAGGCGUCCAGAGGGGAGUUCCCAUGGCAAGUCAGCUUGCGAGAGAACAACGAGCACUUCUGUGGUGCUGCAAUCCUCACAGAGAAGUGGCUGGUGUCUGCUGCGCACUGCUUCACUGAGUUUCAGGACCCAGCCAUGUGGGCAGCUUCCACAGGGACUACCUCCCUCAGAGGCUCAGAGAGCGGUGCAGUGGAAAUGGGUAUCGCACAGAUCAUCCCGCAUCCCUCCUACAACGCCGACACGGCUGACUAUGAUGUGGCUGUGCUGGAGCUGAAGAGACCUGUGACCUUCACUAAGUACAUCCAGCCCGUGUGCUUGCCAGAUGCUGGGCAUCACUUCCCCACCAGCAAGAAGUGCCUUAUCUCCGGCUGGGGCUACCUCAAGGAGGAUUUCUUGGUGAAACCCGAGUUCCUGCAGAAAGCAACAGUGGAGCUGCUGGACCAGAUGCUGUGCUCCAGCCUCUACAGCCAUGCCCUCACAGACAGGAUGCUGUGUGCUGGCUACCUGGAGGGGAAAAUCGACUCCUGCCAGGGAGACUCUGGUGGACCACUGGUUUGCCAAGAACCAUCUGGCAAGUUUUUCCUGGCAGGAAUUGUGAGUUGGGGAAUUGGAUGUGCUGAAGCCAGGCGGCCUGGGGUUUACACACGUGUUACCAAACUCAGAGACUGGAUCUUGGAUGCUAUUUCUGCCUCCCCCACCUCCAUAGGCCACCCCCUAAUACACUCCAGUACUAAUAGUAACAUGGUCAGCGCUGAAGAGCACACCACCACCACAGCAAUCCCCACCACUUCACCAGCCCCAGCUGCCAGCCAGCCAGUGACUGCAUCGAGACCACAAGAGUGUGGAGGACGACCUGGGUUCUCUAAACCCAGCAAGAUCGUGGGAGGAACAGAUGCUUCCAGAGGAGAGAUCCCCUGGCAAGUCAGCCUGAAAGAAGACUCAAGGCAUUUCUGUGGAGCCACCAUAAUUGGGGAUCGCUGGCUGCUGUCGGCAGCUCACUGCUUCAAUGAGACAAAUCCAGACGAGAUCGGCGCCUAUGUGGGAACAACAUCAGUAAAUGGAACAGAUGGGGAUGCAGUGAAAGUCAAUGUAACAAGAGUGAUCCAGCAUCCCCUCUUCAACCCGCUUAUUCUGGACUUUGAUGUGGCCAUACUUGAGCUGGCAAGACCUCUUGUCUUCAACAAAUACAUCCAGCCCAUCUGUCUCCCACUUGCUGUGCAGAAGUUUCCCGUUGGCAAGAAAUGCCUGAUUUCUGGGUGGGGUAACCUCCAAGAAGGGAACGCCACCAAGCCUGAGAUCCUGCAGAAAGCCUCUGUGGGCAUUAUAGACCAGAAGACUUGCAACUUCCUCUACAACUUCUCCCUCACUGACCGAAUGAUCUGUGCUGGCUUCCUGGAGGGGAAGAUAGACUCAUGCCAGGGAGAUUCAGGUGGACCCUUGGCCUGUGAGAUGACCCCAGGAGUGUUUUAUCUGGCUGGCAUUGUGAGCUGGGGAAUUGGUUGCGCCCAGGCUACAAAACCUGGUGUGUACUCCAGAAUUACCAAACUCAAAGACUGGAUCCUGGAUACCAUCUCACAGUUGCCCAGUCCUGGCACAGGCACCCCUUCCAGAUCAGCCAUCACUAGAAUUCCUACUGCAGCCAUCCUCACCCACCAGCCCAGCACAACAGCUGCAAGUCCAGUCAACAGAACCACCUUGAGCAUGAAGAUGACCACAACCAUGAAAGAAACCUCCACAGCUCUGGAAACCACUGAGCCUGCCAAGCCCACCCUAACCCCAGUGGUGCCUUGUACCAGCCUCACCUUCAAGUGUUCCAGCAAGGUCUGCAUUGGAAAAGAAAAUCCCGAAUGUGAUGGUGUUGUUGACUGCAGCAACGGCUUCGACGAGCACAACUGUGACUGUGGCUUAUCAACUGCUCUGGCCUUCAGCAAGAUCGUGGGUGGCAGCACUGCAGCUCGAGGAGAAUGGCCCUGGCAAGUCAGUCUCUGGCUUCGGCAGAAGGAGCACAAGUGCGGGGCUGUCCUCAUUGCGGACCGCUGGCUGCUGUCUGCAGCUCACUGCUUUGAUAUUUACAGUGACCCCAAAAUGUGGGUGGCCUUUCUAGGAACACCCUUCCUGAGUGGCAUCGAUGGCAAAAUUGAGAAAAUAUUCCGUAUCUACAAGCACCCUUUUUACAACGUCUACAGCCUGGACUACGAUGUGGCACUGCUAGAGCUGAACACGCCCAUCAAGUUCAGCAGCACCAUCAAGCCUAUAUGUCUCCCAGACAAUUCACACAUCUUCCAUGAAGGAGCCAGAUGCUUCAUCACAGGCUGGGGCUCCACAAAGGAAGGAGGUCUCAUGUCAAAGCAUCUGCAAAAAGCAGCAGUGAACAUGAUCGGAGACCAGGCCUGCAAAAAGUUCUACCCUGUCCAGAUCAGCAGCAGAAUGGUGUGUGCCGGUUUCCCGCAGGGCAGCGUCGACAGCUGUUCAGGCGAUGCAGGUGGGCCCCUGGCAUGUAAGGAACCCUCAGGAAAGUGGUUUCUAGCAGGAAUCACAAGCUGGGGCUAUGGCUGCGCCAGACCGUACUUCCCUGGUGUCUACACGAAAGUCACAGCUGUCCAGGGCUGGAUCGCGCAGCACCUCAAGCUCUGAAGUUGUAUUUUGCCACUCAGGGAAGGCGACGAACGAGAGGCGUAAUUGCCAGAGAAUGCACUAACCCCUCAGCUAUGUACAUUUUCUUUGAUGCUGCAAAGGGGUGAAGAUGGCCUGCAGGUAUUAAGCAAAUGCCAGUGUUGUGUGACCUGCUGCAGUUAUGACAUCAGGGCAUUUGAUAACUGCUUCACGUAGAAAGGUACAGUUCUAGACAUUUUCUAUAAAUAAAGGAGGCCUGUCCCA